AUGAAGUUCUACUCUGCUGCCGUUGCCCUCUUCGCCGCUGGCGCUAUUGCAUUGCCUACCACCGAGAUAGAGAAGCGUGCCUCUGUCAACUCCGGUGCCCUCGACCUCAUUGGAGAAUUGGAGGGAUUCCGCAGCAACUUCUACACUGACACUGUCGGCCACCAGGCUAUCGGUUACGGCCACGAUUGCCCCGCUAACGGCGAUUGUGGCAGCAUCAAUGCACCCAUCACGAAGACCGAAGGCAAGAAGCUACUUGCCAAGGACAUUGAUACCUAUGAGAGCUGUGUGUGCAAGCUGGAUAAUGCCAAGGACCUCAAUGCGAACCAGUAUGGUGCGCUGGUUAGCUUUGCCUUCAACUCGGGCUGUGGUGGCGUGCAGACUUACUGGCACACUGCGAUGUCUGAGAAGAACUUCAAGGGCAUCUGCGAAGCUCUUCCUAACACAAAUACCCUCAACGGCAUGCUGAACAACCGCCGCAAGGCGGAGGGUGACUUCUGCUCCAAGGCUACCGACCAGAAGUCCGGUUGCUGA
This is a messenger RNA of Penicillium verrucosum, 531 nucleotides long. RefSeq names its product lysozyme. Gene Ontology annotation, biological process: peptidoglycan catabolic process; cell wall macromolecule catabolic process. The transcript has 2 exons. Lineage: Eukaryota; Fungi; Ascomycota; Eurotiomycetes; Eurotiales; Aspergillaceae. Gene Ontology annotation, molecular function: lysozyme activity. The record is from RefSeq and is a predicted model, not a curated record. Bases 1 to 531 code for a protein of 176 amino acids.